AUGUCGGAUUUACUCAAACAAGCGGAAAAUCGCUUGAACAAAAGCGGGUUCAUGAAUUUAUUCUCCUCGUCCUCAAAGUACGAAGACGCGGCGGAGUUAUACGAGAAAGCCGCGAUACAGUUUAAACUCUCAAAAAACUGGUUGGAAGCAGGAGAGACGUACGAGAAAUUGACGGAAAUGUAUGCUCAAAUCGGAUCGAAUCACGAAGUCGCGAUGAACUUUGUGGAAAGCGGUAACUGUUACAAGAAGUGCGAUCUGAAGAAAUCAAUCGAGAUGUUCAAGAAAGCGGCGAAGAAAUUUAGCGAGAUUGGUCGUUUAUCGAUCGCGGCGAAACAUUUGAAAGAAGUCGGCGAUAUGCUGGAAAAAGAGAAGAAAUUAGAGGAGAGUUUGGAGGCGUUUACGGCAGCCGCGGAUCUCUAUUUAGGAGAGAACACGGAGAGCACGGCGAACCAGUGUAAAUUAAGAGUCGCGUCGCUCGCCGGUCAGUUGGAGCGAUACGACAUGGCCGUCGAAACUUUCGAAGACUGCGCGAAACACGCGGCGGAGAAUAACUUGUUGAAAUAUAGCGCGAAAGGGUACUUGUUAAACGCGGGAAUCUGUCGAUUGUGCGCGGCAGACCCGGUUGGGGUUUUAAACGCCUGCCAAAGAUACAACGACAUCGACCCAACCUUUCCAAAUUCUCGAGAAGAACAGUUGUUGAAAGAUUUGGCCAACGCGAGCGAAGCCGGAGACCAAGACGCGUUCGCCAACGCCUUGGGACAAUUCGACGAUAUCUCUCGCUUAGACAGUUGGAAGACGACGUUGUUGCUGAGAGCGAAGAAAAAAAUCACAGCCGGUGGUGGGUUGUUAGGCGACGAGGAUGAUUUGACUUGA
Molecule: messenger RNA, 873 nt
Organism: Bathycoccus prasinos
Lineage: Eukaryota; Viridiplantae; Chlorophyta; Mamiellophyceae; Mamiellales; Bathycoccaceae
Exons: 1
Coding region: 1-873 (290 amino acids)
Biological process (GO): intracellular protein transport; SNARE complex disassembly
Cellular component (GO): vacuolar membrane; SNARE complex
Molecular function (GO): syntaxin binding; soluble NSF attachment protein activity
Source: RefSeq, a predicted model, not a curated record